AUGGCCGACGCUAAGAGCACCUCGCCCGCUCCCCGGGAAAAGUUGGAAGCUCAGGUCAAGAGCGCUGAUAUGACCGAGGACAUGCAGCAAGAGUGCAUCGAAGUCGCCCAGGAGGCCAUGGCCAAGUUCACCAUUGAGAAGGAUAUUGCCCAGCACAUCAAGCGCACUUUCGACGAGCGCAAGGGUCCUACAUGGCACUGUAUUGUCGGCCGCAACUUCGGUAGCUUUGUGACGCACGAGACUAAGCACUUCAUCUACUUCUACCUCGGUCACUGCGCCAUCCUCCUUUUCAAGACUCAAUGA
This is a messenger RNA of Colletotrichum aenigma, 303 nucleotides long. RefSeq names its product Dynein light chain. The record is from RefSeq and is a predicted model, not a curated record. The transcript is spliced from 7 exons. The coding region runs from base 1 to 303 and encodes 100 amino acids. Gene Ontology annotation, biological process: microtubule-based process; cilium assembly. Gene Ontology annotation, cellular component: cytoplasmic dynein complex. NCBI's taxonomy places the organism in Eukaryota, Fungi, Ascomycota, Sordariomycetes, Glomerellales, Glomerellaceae. Gene Ontology annotation, molecular function: dynein light intermediate chain binding; dynein intermediate chain binding.